AUGAGGUAUGUUGCCUGGGCUUCGGGCAAGACUGCGAUAGUUUUUCCUGCCGCUGAGCCUCUUGUGUAUGCUUACUUCGAUGAUGUGAAGGACAAAGCUGCACCGACUUCCUUGAAGAGUGUUCUCUCCGCUUUUGCCUUCGCAAAGUAUGUUGUGGGCUUGAAGGGUGUUGAUGAGAUUUUGGAGUCGGGUCGUGUUCGGGGCCUGGCAGCUCGGCUUUUCUUGCAGAAGAGGAAGCUCCUUCAACGAAACCCCUUGAAAGUCGAACAUGUUGCGCUGCUUGAGAGAAUUUGCUGUGGUCUUGAAGGGAGGUCCCUGCAAGAUAGGAUGGCAGCGGGCUUUUUCCUUUUCCUAGUGCACGCGAGAGCCAGAUUCUCCGAUGCCCAGCGUGUGUGCAAGCUCCUUUUUGUGCGCCUGAUCAGCAUAUCUCGAGGUCCACGUUUCGAGGAGCAAGACCAGCUUCUCCCUCGAGAGGAAGGUUGGUUCUUGCCGAUGGCAGCUUGUGCUUUGGGUCUGUUGGGUCUCAGGUGGGCCGAUGCUUGGAUCGAUGUCAUGGAAGAAUGUGAUUCGAUCCACGAGGAUUUGCCCCUCCUGCCGUGUCCGGGUUCCAACGGGACCUGGAGGAAUGUGUCUCUGCCGUGUGACCAGGCUUGUGUGUGGCUCAGGAGCCUGCUUGCCCAGGGAGUGGGCCCCGAUGAGUACUUGAACAAUGUGGGUUCGCAUUCGUGCAAAAGAACAAUCCUCUCUUGGGCCAGCAAACGUGGUCUGCCAAGGGACCAAAGGGCCAUCUCAGGCUAUCAUACUUCGAAGUCUGCCGGUGUGGGCACGGAGCUCAUCUAUGAAGUCGAUGCUCAGUCGGCCCCCCUCAGGGCCAUGGCGUCGAUGCUGCGUGAGGUCCGCUCUGGGAAGUUCAUGCCUGACAACCCCAGAGGGCAACAGCUGGCAGAGGAAUGUGAGAGGUCCGAUGAGGAGGAUCCACCUCACUCCGAGGAUGAUAUGGCGUCGUCUUCGGGCUCCUCGGUCGACGAAGAAGAACGUGACCACUCAGAAGAUGAGCAGGCCGUCGCCAGGACUAUGGAGAGGUGGCCGGGCAGAGUGGAUGAGCGGCGGCUGCCAGGUGAUGCAACGUACUUCAGGCACCGCCAGUCGAGAGUCAUCCACCUAACCGCUGAUGAAGCAGGAGCACAUUUGAUAUGUGGAAGGGCGUUGUCUGUACAGUAUGGGCGAUGCCAUGAGCGACCUGCAGUUUUGCAUCCUAGGUGUAAGCAAUGCUUUAGAGCAUAUGUGGCUUGA
Symbiodinium natans is the source of this 1293-nucleotide messenger RNA. The record is from the annotation of a GenBank genome assembly. NCBI's taxonomy places the organism in Eukaryota, Dinophyceae, Suessiales, Symbiodiniaceae.